This is a messenger RNA of Racocetra fulgida, 827 nucleotides long. The record is from the annotation of a GenBank genome assembly. Lineage: Eukaryota; Fungi; Glomeromycota; Glomeromycetes; Diversisporales; Gigasporaceae.
AUGGAAAAAGUUCUGGAAAAAAAAUCCAUUGAAUUAUAUAGCGGAAAAUAUUAUAUUACGUGUGCUUUUGGUGGUGUUCUAGCGUGUGGUUUAACCCAUACCUUUGUUACGCCACUUGAUCUUGUAAAAUGUCGCAGACAGGUCGAUGCUAACCUUUACAAGGGUAACUUUGAUGGAUGGAAAAAGAUUUAUCGUGCUGAAGGCUUCAGAGGUUUAUACACUGGAUGGGUUCCAACUUUUAUCGGUUAUUCCUUCCAAGGCGCCGCAAAAUACGGUUUUUAUGAGGUUUUCAAGAAAAAGUACUCUGAUUUAGCCGGCGAAGAAAAUGCCCACAAAUAUAGAACCACUCUCUAUUUAGCUGCUAGCGCGAGUGCCGAAUUUUUUGCUGACAUUGCUUUAUGUCCAUGGGAAGCAUUAAAAGUAAGGAUGCAAACGUCCACUGUCCCAUUUGCUAAUUCGACGGCCGAAGGUUUCCAAAAGAUUCUUAAACAAGAAGAAUAUAUUUAUAAAUCUCUUGGGAAACCCAAAGAAGAAUACAACAAACUUGAACAACUUGGUGUAUCUUUCCUCGGUGGAUACAUUGCUGGUGUUUUUUGUGCGAUAGUCAGUCAUCCUGCAGAUACUUUGGUUUCUAAGCUUAAUAAUGUACAAAAAGCCGAAGGUGAAUCAACUCUUGCUUUAUCAAUGAAGCUCACUAAAGAACUUGGCUUCGCUGGACUCUGGAGAGGUCUUGGUACUCGUGUUAUAAUGAUUGGUACUUUGACUGCUUUACAGUGGUUAAUUUAUGACUACGUUAAAGUGUAUGCUGGAUUACCAACAACUGGCUC